Messenger RNA from Cryptococcus amylolentus CBS 6039, 1368 nucleotides. RefSeq lists its product as hypothetical. The record is from RefSeq and is a predicted model, not a curated record. The transcript is spliced from 6 exons. The coding region runs from base 1 to 1368 and encodes 455 amino acids. Lineage: Eukaryota; Fungi; Basidiomycota; Tremellomycetes; Tremellales; Cryptococcaceae.
AUGCCUCCCAAACACUCGACACGGCACCGUACUGCCAACACCAACACCUCCGCCAGCCCCCCACUCCCCCUUCUCCCCACCGAGGUCCAAUACCUCAUCUUCAAAAGCUUUCUGUCCUUCGACCCCUCAUUCAUGCUCGCCCGCACGCUUCUUGCCCGCACGCUCACCCUCGCCAAAUUGUCGAAGUCCCACUAUGCAUCGUUCAUCCCUCGCCUAUACAAACGCAUCGUAGUAUCAGACGAGGCCAUCGAAAGGGGCUUGUUUGAGGGUCUCUCUGUGCGGCCAGCUGGUGGAACAGAGGUGGUACGAGGGGAAGGCGGGCCUCUGGGCAGCAAGCGGGACCUGCUUGAGCACUGCGAAUCGCUGGUCUUCGCCACCUUAGCCGCCAGAGACGCUACCGCCGAAGUCGUAGAGCUUUGGAACGGCAUGAUGACGGCCGAGCGCUACAAGGCAGGUGGCCUACCCGACCCCCCCCGGCAUCUUCAACAACACAAGCUGAAUCUGCUGUUUCCUCGGCUGGCUGCUACUGCGAUAUAUCGAGAUCCCUGGCCUCUCAAGAAUCUGUCCCAUGUCUGUUUUCGACUGCCAUAUCCUUCCCUCCCGUCCGAAUACGAACACUACCUCGAGUCACUCUACGACCUUGCCUCGUUUUUUGGUCAGGGGGUAAGUGACACCGUCGGCAAUGUGACACGUUUCCAAAACCAUGAUAUGGCUGAGGACCGCUAUUCGAGCAUCAACUAUGUCAAUUGUGGGAAAACGAUGAUUGUCGACAUGCUGCCUCUAGCGCAUCCAGAGGACAGGGAUGAUGCGGAAGGGUGCGACCGUCACGUGGAACUGAUAUACUCGUACUGUAAGAAAUCCUUCUCGAUCUGGAAGGAAUUCGGAAAGGAAUUCCCCGAAGAUCUCCCAAAAGCCUUGAUCUUCACCAACUUCGGCACGACCGUCUCCCGUAACGGCGAUUACCACUAUAUUUCUCCCAACAAAAAAAAGGCUAUUCUUCGAAAAGCUCAAAAAGAUAUCAAAACACGUCUACAGCCGAUUGCCGCAUCCGAAAACUUAGAUACUGGAGUGGUGGAUAAGAUCUUCAUACGAGGACACGAAGAGUGCAAGUUCUGUGGGGACGUCUCUCCUAUGGAGAGGCGUAGCGAAGCUCCGUUCUUGUUUUACGAUACCUCCACCACUUUCUUCAUAUCUUCAUUGGCCGGGCCCCUUCUGUCUAUCACGUCGGCUUUCCAACUUUUUGGUCGCCCUUCUUUUUGUUUCCAGAACCAUGCCGAUACCCUUACUGGUGGGAAGAGCGUACCGGGAAUUGAGAGCGAAGGAGAGGGAGAGUGUAUGAGACGACAGCAGCGGGUCUUGCAGAGGUAA